AUGCCCGCAUCACAAGGAAAUCUGACAGGUUCUUCCGACCCCCAAGCUGUCCCUCACGGACACUGGGACUCGUUCCCUGAGGAGCCAUUCCCGCUCUAUGCUGGCACCAAGUCGAUCAUCUACCGCUCAGAAGAUGGAAAGGUCGCAGUGGGAAUGUUGAGGGAGAAGGGUAAAGACACGCUCGUCUGGCCGGUUGAUGAGUUUCUUUUUGUAACAGAGGGCACCAUCAAGAUUGAUAUUCAUGGUGGCGAGAAUUUCAUGUUGGGCAAGGGAGAUAUCAUGGUCAUGAAGAAGGGACAGACGAUUACCUUUGAGUGCAGCGAUGACUUUGCCAAUGUCGCCGUCUUUAUUGACCUUGAGGAUAGGGUUACUCUGGUAUGA
Messenger RNA from Clonostachys rhizophaga, 381 nucleotides. The record is from the annotation of a GenBank genome assembly. Lineage: Eukaryota; Fungi; Ascomycota; Sordariomycetes; Hypocreales; Bionectriaceae.